Messenger RNA from Pyricularia oryzae 70-15, 936 nucleotides. RefSeq lists its product as uncharacterized. The record is from RefSeq and is a predicted model, not a curated record. NCBI's taxonomy places the organism in Eukaryota, Fungi, Ascomycota, Sordariomycetes, Magnaporthales, Pyriculariaceae. The transcript has a single exon. Bases 1 to 936 code for a protein of 311 amino acids.
AUGUCGGACCACUCGGCUAGAAGUCAUACUUCACGCUCGCAGUCUCGAGCAGCCAGCCACCCGCCCACACCAUCGCAGCAGGCAGCCUCGCCAGCUCAGCCAGCACCAACACCCAGUGUUGCUACACCCGCUGCCACCCGCUCCGCGACAGCAUCAGCCAACACUCCUUUACCUCCCGUCAACGGCCCGCCUCCCCCGCCGGUCCUGCCUCAAUUCCACCAGGCGACCAUGGCCUACUCUGGCACUGGCUUCAAUGCGCGCUGGGGUCCGGACGGUGGUGGUCCGCCGAACUACAUGUACGGCUCAGGACGCGGAAUGUACGGCCACCCAGGCCCCUACGCCAACAUGCCAAUGCAAUUCCAGCAGCCUGCUGGUUUCGGCUACUGUGCCCCAAACACACCCGUCAUGAUGCCCUACGGCAUGGCCCAGCAAGCCUUCAAUCCCUAUGGCGGGCAAGGCUAUCCAAGACCGGUCAUGACACCAGGCGGACGACCUCCAUACCCCUAUCCCAUCCUGGACGGGAGCGCGCCCUCGGCCAACAUGACCAACAGCACAGGAGGAGUAGGCUGCGAGCCAGGAUACAGCUACUUUUUCCCACCCGAGCACACCAAGAUACACUUUCUACGAACGGGCCCAGAUGCGCCGUGGCAGUUGCCUCCCGGGACGCACAUCGAAUUCACUGCGGCGCACGUCCCCACGAAUAUCACCAUCGCCCAACUGAUGAAGGGCUUUGGGGCUUCCAACUCCAACCCCCGACUCAACAACAUCUGGGAGGUGCUGCCGGCGGGCAACGGCAAGUGGUACAAGGGCAUGCAGUUCAACGGGGACGACAGCGACAGCUGCAAGAAGACGCUCAAGGAGGUCGGGUGGGACAAGACGAGGAGCGGGCUGCCGGGGGAGAGUCCGGUUGUUUAUCUGUACGUCACCAAGGAUUGA